Messenger RNA from Closterium sp. Naga37s-1, 243 nucleotides. NCBI's taxonomy places the organism in Eukaryota, Viridiplantae, Streptophyta, Zygnematophyceae, Desmidiales, Closteriaceae. The record is from the annotation of a GenBank genome assembly.
AUGAGCAUUGACUCCGUGGUGGCUGCUGUGGUCGCCCUCUUCCUCACUGUCACCGGCCUACGCCCACGCUACAAGGUGGACGGCAGCAUAUCAGCAGAAAACCUCGCCCUGCAGAACAUUCAGGUCCGGCUGCGGAUGGUGCUCGCCUUCCUCUUCUCCUCUCCUUGCCUUGACAUGCCCAUCCGCCUCCCCUUUCUCGCUGCUCUCUCCUUCCCUUCACUCCCACUCCCUUCAAUCAGCUGA